ACUGUACUAGAACAUGUUGUGGAGCAAGAAAGACACAGACUCGGGCAACAGCUCAUCCGCCACCUCCGUCAGUGAUUUUGGUGAGCCUGUUCACACCCCAUUUGAGGCCCCCAGCAGCGAGUCCAAGGUGCCAAAAGAAGCAUCGUUAGACAAAUCCCAGCAAGAGAAAUACAGCGAAGUGCUCAAGUUCUUCUCGGACCCCGAAUUGAAGGUUCCCGUGAGUGAGGCCAACCAGAAGGACAAAGAUACCUCGAAAUACCAGCCAUUAACCGAAGACGAAAAGUCCUGGUUGACCAGAGAGUGUUUCUUGAGAUACCUUAGAGCCACCAAGUGGGUCACCAAGGAUGCUAUCGACAGAGUGACGCUCACCUUGGCAUGGAGAAGAGAAUUUGGUAUCAGCCACCUGUUCGAAAAGGACAACAAGGUCAACGGUGAAUCGACUUCAGUCGAAGGUGAAACUGGUAAGGAGGUUGUUUUGGGUUAUGACAACGACUCCAGACCAUGCUUGUACCUCAAGCCUGGUGCCCAGAACACCAAGGCUUCCCAAAACCAGGUGAACCACUUGGUUUACAUGUUGGAGUCCGUGAUCAAUUUUAUGCCUUCCGGACAGGAUUCGCUUGCGUUAUUGAUCGACUUCCAGCCACGUAAAGAAGGAACAGAAAAGGGCAAGAUCCCUUCGCUCUCCAUUGCCAGACAAGUGUUGCACAUCUUGCAGACCCACUACCCCGAAAGAUUGGGUAGAGCCUUGUUGACCAAUAUUCCGUGGUUGGGAUGGACUUUCUUGAAGAUGAUCCACCCAUUCAUUGAUCCAUUAACUAGAGAAAAAAUUAUUUAUGAUGUUCCAUUCACCAAUCAUGUUCCAAAACAGCAAUUAGACAAGGACUUCGGAGGCACUGUCAACUUCGAGUACAACCACUCCAAGUACUUGCCAGAAUUGAUUGCAAUGAGUCAAGGAAAGAAGGAGAAGUAUAUGGAGAGAUUUGUCAAGUUCGGGUCUAAGGUAGGCUUGUCUGAAGUGGACUUGAGAGGAGAGGGCGAGGAGCUUCGCUACCCAUUAUAAUUAACUACAUAUGUAUAGAACCUUAGUAAUAGAUAUUUAAUUGAAAGAGUGACAA
Messenger RNA from Suhomyces tanzawaensis NRRL Y-17324, 1115 nucleotides. RefSeq names its product phosphatidylinositol transporter (gene PDR16). Gene Ontology annotation, molecular function: phosphatidylinositol transfer activity. The coding region runs from base 14 to 1060 and encodes 348 amino acids. The record is from RefSeq and is a predicted model, not a curated record. The transcript has a single exon. NCBI's taxonomy places the organism in Eukaryota, Fungi, Ascomycota, Pichiomycetes, Serinales, Debaryomycetaceae.